GCUGUGUUGUUCCCACUCUGCCAUGCUGUCCCACCUCUGCAUUGUCCCCUCUCUGCUGCAUCAUCCCAUCUCUGCAGCGUCUCAUCUGUGUUGUCCCUGCUGUGCUGUCGUCCCUGCUGUGCUGUCGUCCCUGCUCUGUGUCGCCCCAUCUCUGCCUCAUCCCUGCUCUGCGUCGUCCCAUCCCUGCCUUGUCCCAUUUGUGCCUCAUCCCCACUCUGCGUCACCCCGUUUCCACGCUUCCCAUCUCUGUGCUGUCCCUUCUCUGCUGUCUUCUCCCAUCCCUGCUCCAUCCCCACUCUGCUGCACCUCAUCUCCACGUUGUCCUGGCUCUCAUGCAGUCCCUUCUCUUCCCUCAGUCUCCUCGGGCAGCGCUGUGCCCACGUCCCACACUUCAUCCCCGGCGACGGCAGCCGGAGCCAGCGCUGCGGAUCAGGAUGCAGAGGAUGCUUUGGCUGCAGAGCUUUCCAACAAAGAGGACCUGGCCCUGCAGCUGGCCCUGGCCAUCCAGCAUGGCGACGAGGAGGCGGCCGCGCGAUGCGCCGUGGCCCUGGCCCAGCAGCAAGCCGCGCUGAACAUCUUGCUGAAGGAGUCCAAUUAUCCCGAGGAUGAAAUCUGCAUGAACGUCGGUGUGGAGGACGCGACGUCGUCGGCCAGCAUCACGCUCCUGGUGCAGCCCCACACCACCAUCGCGGCGCUGAAGCAGCAGAUAUGGCUGCUGCCAUCACCAUGUGAUGUCCCACGAGCCGGGCCGGCAGCGGCACCGGUUCUCUGUGUCAGUUCAUGGCAGGGAAAUUUUUAGGGGAAAGAAAGGUGAAAGAAUCUACGAUUGAUAACGUGGAAUGAGAAGUGAGAAACUUUUUGGCUUGUAUUGGAAUGGUCAGGGUUGGAAAGGUCCUUGAAGGUCACAGAAUCAUGGAAUGAUAGCAUGGCCUGGGUUG
Lagopus leucura (white-tailed ptarmigan) is the source of this 938-nucleotide messenger RNA. RefSeq names its product SHANK associated RH domain interactor (gene SHARPIN). NCBI's taxonomy places the organism in Eukaryota, Metazoa, Chordata, Aves, Galliformes, Phasianidae. The record is from RefSeq and is a predicted model, not a curated record. The transcript has 4 exons. The coding region runs from base 23 to 799 and encodes 258 amino acids.